AUGGCUAGAAUAAAAAAGAAAGGGAAGUCUGGAAAUGCAAAGAACUUCAUCACCAGAAACAGAGCUUUGAGAAAACUUCAAGUUUCCUUGGCUGACUUCCGUCGUCUUUGUAUUUUCAAGGGUAUAUACCCCAGGGAACCUAAGAACAAGAAAAAAGCCAACAAGGGAUCAACUGCACCAACCACAUUCUAUUAUGGCAAGGAUAUCCAAUAUUUGAUGCAUGAACCGGUGUUGGCAAAGUUUAGAGAGCACAAGACCUUCUCCAAGAAAUUACUGAGAGCCUUGGUCAGAAACGAGAUUAGCGAUGCUGAGAGAUUGGAGAAGCACAGACCCAAAUACACUCUUAACCACUUGGUUAAAGAGAGAUACCCGACCUUCGUUGAUGCUUUAAGAGAUCUUGACGACCCUUUGAACAUGUUGUUCUUGUUUGCCAACAUGCCAGCGACGAAAGGUGUGAACUCCAGAGUUAUCAAGGAUGCGCAAACUUUAAGCAACCAGUGGCUAGCAUACUGUGCCAAAGAGAGACUCAUAAAGAAAGUUUUUGUGUCGAUCAAAGGUGUGUACUACCAGGCCAAUGUGAAAGGACAAGAAAUCAGAUGGUUGGUCCCAUUUAAGUUUCCCUCAAACAUUCCAUCCGACAUUGACUUCAGAAUCAUGGUGACUUUUUUGGAGUUCUACUCGACAUUAUUGCACUUCGUUUUGUUUAAGUUGUACAGUGACGCUGGUUUGGUUUACCCACCUCCUAUAAACACAGAGCAGUUGAAGGGUAUUGGUGGCUUAUCUUCAUAUGUCUUGAAAUCAAAAGACCAUGGUGUUAAUUCUUUGCUUCCUGCAACAAAAGAUGAGUCGUCAGCCGGAAAUGAGGAUUCCGAAGACGAGGCCGUGGAGGGCAAGGCAUUGUCCAAGGAGGAAAUUGAGAAAGCCAAGAGAGCUGAUGAGGAUGAGGCUCAAUCUGAACAAGAGAUCGACAUCGAGGAUACUGAGGAUGUUGAGCUCGAUCAAUUCACUUCCAAGAAUAAGGACACAGGUGAUACGCUAGCUCAACCCUCCAAAUUUUCCCAUCCUACCUCCGUUCUUUUUACAAAUCUUAUCUUUUUUGUUGGCCGUGAAGUCCCUUUGGAUAUCUUGGAACUUUGCAUCUUGUCCGCCGGAGGCAAGCUUAUCUCUGAGAUUGCCAUGGAUGAGAUGAAAGUGAACCUGCCCGAGGCGUACGCAAAGCUUGACUUGAGCAACAUUACACACCAAAUCGUCGACAGACCAAAGAUAAACAAAAAGGUUCCAGGACGUACGUAUGUUCAGCCUCAAUGGGUCUUCGAUUCUAUCAAUAAAGCAGAACUUUUACCAGUGGGCCACUACGCUCCGGGUGAGACACUUCCACCACAUUUGUCGCCAUGGGGUGAUUCGGGUUCAUACGACCCAGAGGCAAACAAGGAUGCUGCUGGUGAUGCCGAAUCUGAAGAGGAUGAUGAAGUUGCAGUUGAGGGCGAUGAAUCACCUGACGAAGAGGAGAGUGAAGAUGAAGAGGCUGCUCGUGAGCAAAAGGAACUCGAGUUGGAGGCUGCUGGUAUCAAGUACUCCGAUAAUACUGAGCUGGAGAAGAAGAAAAAGACGAAGCCUGUGAAGUCAGCUGAAGAGGAGGAGAAGGAGUUGAAGAAAAUUAUGAUGUCGAACAAGCAGAAGAGAUUGUACAACAAGGUGCAAUAUGGUGUGGAAAAGAAGGAUAGUAGAGCUGAAAAGUUAGCUAAAAAGAGAAAGCAGCUUGAUAAGGCCAAGAAGCAGUUGGAGAAGUUGGACAAGAAAUAG
Messenger RNA from Candidozyma auris, 1803 nucleotides. It is a transcript of the gene PES1, whose product is annotated as mRNA-binding ribosome synthesis protein NOP7. NCBI's taxonomy places the organism in Eukaryota, Fungi, Ascomycota, Pichiomycetes, Serinales, Metschnikowiaceae. The record is from RefSeq and is a predicted model, not a curated record. Gene Ontology annotation, biological process: maturation of LSU-rRNA from tricistronic rRNA transcript (SSU-rRNA, 5.8S rRNA, LSU-rRNA); ribosome biogenesis. The coding region runs from base 1 to 1803 and encodes 600 amino acids. Gene Ontology annotation, cellular component: PeBoW complex; nucleolus. The transcript has a single exon. Gene Ontology annotation, molecular function: RNA binding.